GUAUGGCUGUCAUCAUCCGAGUUGAAACAAAAACAAAAGCUCCGGCCCGCUCCGCGGCGCGCAUGCUCCGUGCGGGGCUGCUCCAGCUACACGGGGUAAUGAGCGCGGGGCGGAGGGGGCUGGCCGAGCCGCGCUUGCUGGGGCCCGGGGCUUGGCGGCGGCCCUGGGGCGCUGUGCGCGGCUGCGGAAGGGGCGGCGGCGAAGGUGGUGGUGGCCAGCACUGCGCGCGCCAGUGUGGCUCUCUCGCCCGACGCGCGCGCCCGGUCUGUCCCCAGGGCCCUCUGGAGGUGACUCGGGUGGGCCGGGCAGGGCGGCGUUGCCGGUUGGGAGGGCGGAGAGGAGGCGAUGAGGAGACAAGUCGCCGCCGCCGUAGCGGAAGUUCGAGCAGGAGAGAGGCCAGCUGUACCCCUGCCGGGUUGCGAACCCAGACAGAGGAGGAGGAGCCGCCCGAGAAGCAGGCCAGCGUCGCGGGGAAAGGAGGCCGCCCGGGUUCACGGGCCGCAGCGCUUCCUCUGCGGACGCUGCACUAGGCGACGCCGCGGAGCCGAGGAAGCCGCCCCCGGAGCCCCCGCCCGCCCGCCGGCGCCGUCUCGGCCUCCGAGCCAACUCGGCCGUAGCGGCGGCCCGGACAGGAGGCGGCGGCGGCCGGCGAGGCGAGGCGGCCCACGCCCUGCCUGUCAGGCCACCGGCCCGGCCCGUUUCGGCCCGCGGGCCGCCCCCGCUACGGAGGCGCUGCCGCCGGGGCCAUGCCGCAGGCGCCGCAGCCGUACGAGUUCGUCAGCGAAGAGAACAGUCCGAAAUGGCGGGGACUGUUGGUCUCGGCCCUGCGGAAGGUUCAGGAGCAAGUACAUCCCAAUCUCUCAGCUAAUGAAGAGUCUCUCUAUUAUAUUGAAGAGCUGAUUUUUCAGCUGCUUAUAUGCAUGGCCCAACCAAGGACUGUUGAAGAUGUGGAGGAACGAGUUCAAAAGACCUUUCCUCAUCCAAUGGAUAAAUGGGCUGUUGCUGAUGCAUAGUCUGCCAUAGAGAAACGAAAACGAAGAAAUCCCUUACUGCCUGUGGACAAAAUCCAUCCUUCAUUGAAGGAAGUUUUAGGGUACGAAGUGGACUACCAUGUGUCCCUGUAUAUUGUGGCUGUACUAGAGUAUAUCUCAGCUGAUAUUUUGAAAUUGGCUGAUAAUUAUGUAUUUAAUAUCCAACAUUAUGAAAUAUCCCAACAGGACAUUAAAGUGUCAAUGUGUGCAGAUAAGGAUAAGGUUUUGAUGGACAUGUUUGAUCAGGAUGACAUAGGCUUGGUUUCUCUUUGUGAAGAUGAACCUAGUUCUUCAGGUGAAUUAAACUACUAUGACCUUGUCAGAACUGAAAUUGCAGAAGAAAGACAGUAUUUACGGGAACUAAAUAUGAUCAUAAAAGUGUUUUGAGAAGCUUUUAUUUCUGACAGAAAGCUGUCUAAACUUUCUGAUAUUGAAAAGAUUUUCAGUAACAUUUUAGCUAUACAUGAAUUGACUGUGAAACUUUUAGGUUUAAUUGAAGACACAGUUGAAAUGACUGAUGAAAGCAGCCCUCAUCCCUCAGCUGGAAGCUGUUUUGAAGAUUUGGCAGAGGAACAAGCAUUUGAUCCUUACGAAACAUUAUCACAGCAUAUUCUUUCACCAAAAUUUAAUGAACAUUUCAGUAAGUUGAUGGCCAGACCUGCAGUGGCUCUACCCUUCCAGUCCAUUGCUGAUGGUUUUAAAGAGGCACUUCGUUAUGUCCUUCCACGCCUUAUGCUGGUGCCAGUAUAUCAUUGUUGGCACUACUUUGAAUUAUUAAAGCAAUUGAAAGCAUGUAGUGAAGAGCAUGAAGACAGAGAGUGUUUGAACCAAGCUGUUACUGCUCUCAUGAAUCUCCAAGGUAGUGUAGACCGAAUUUACAAGCAGUAUUCACCUAGACGCUGACCUGGGGAUCCUGUUUGCCCUUUUUAUAAUCGUCAAUUAAGAAGCAAGCACCUGGCUAUUAAAAAAAUGAAUGAAAUUCAGAAAAACAUAGAUGGAUGGGAAGACAAAGAUAUUGGACAGUGUUGUAAUGAAUUUAUUAUGGAAGGCCCAUUGACAAGAAUUGGUGCUAAACAUGAACGGCAUAUUUUUCUCUUUGAUGGCUUAAUGAUUAGCCACAAACCCAGUCACAGCCAGUCACACCUUCCAGGAUACAGUAGUACAGAAUACAGAUUAAAAGAAAAAUUUGUCAUGAGGGAAAUACAAAUAUGUGACAAAGAAGAUACUUGUGAGUGCAAACAUGCUUUUGAAUUAGUAUCCAAAGAUGAAAACAGCAUAAUAUUUGCUGCUAAGUUUGCUGAAGAGAAAAAUAACUGGAUGGCAGCACUUAUUUCUCUUCAUUAUCAUAGUACUCUACAUCGAAUGCUAGAUUCAGUAUUAUUGAAGGAAGAAAAUGAGCAACCACUUAGAUUACCGAGUCCUGAAGUGUAUCGUUUUGUGGUAAAAGACUCUGAGGAAAACAUUGUUUUUGAAGACAACUUGCAAAGUAGAAGUGGAAUCCCCAUUAUUAAAGGAGGAACUGUGGUGAAAUUAAUUGAAAGGUUAACACAUCACAUGUAUGCAGAUCCCAAUUUUGUUCGCACUUUUCUUACUACGUAUCGUUCAUUUUGUAAACCACAGGAAUUGCUAAGCUUACUGAUUGAACGAUUUGAAAUUCCAGAGCCAGAACCUAGUGAAGCAGAUAAAUUGGCAGUAGAGAAAGGCGAGCAGCCAAUCAGUGCAGACCUUAAAAUGUUUCGCAAGGAAUACGUCCAGCCAGUACAACUUAGGAUCUUAAAUGUGUUUCGGCACAGGGUUGAACACCAUUUUUAUGAUUUUGAAAGAGGCUUGGAGUUGCUUGAAAGACUAGAAUCCUUCAUUUCAAGUGUAAGAGGGAAAACUAUGAAGAACUGGGUAGAGUCAGUUGCUAAGAUCAUCAAGAGGAAGAAACAAGCUCAGGCAAAUGGAAUAAGCCAUAAUAUUACCUUUGGAAGUCCACCUCCACCAACUGAAUGGCAUAUCAGCAGACCAGGACAGUUUGAAACAUUUGAUCUCAUGACACUUCAUCCAAUAGAAAUUGCACAUCAGCUGAUACUUUUGGAAUCUGAUCUCUACAGGAAAGUUCAACCUUCUGAACUUGUAGGGAGUGUAUGGACCAAAGAAGAUAAAGAAAUAAAUUCUCCAAAUUUAUUAAAAAUGAUUCGCCACACCACAAAUCUCACUCUCUGGUUUGAAAAGUGCAUUGUGGAAGCAGAAAAUUUUGAGGAACGGGUGGCAGUACUAAGUAGAAUUAUAGAAAUUCUGCAAGUUUUUCAAGAUUUGAAUAAUUUCAGUGGUGUAUUAGAGAUCGUCAGUGCAAUAAAUUCAGUAUCAGUCUGUAGACUAGAUCAUACCUUUGAGGAAAGAAAAAGGAAAUUUUUGGAUGAAGCUGUGGAAUUAAGUCAAGAUCAUUUUAAAAAAUAUCUAGUGAAAUUUAAGUCAAUCAGUCCACCUUGUGUGUCUUUUUUUGGAAUAUAUUUAACAAAUAUAUUCUGAAGACUGAAUAUAAUUCUGAAGACUGAAGAAGGGAAUAAUGAUUUUUUAAAAAAGAAAGGGAAAGAUUUAAUCAAUUUCAGUAAGAGGAAAAAAGUAGCUGAAAUUACCGGAGAAAUUCAGCAAUAUCAGAAUCAGCCUUACUGUUUACGGAUAGAACCAGAAAUGAGGAGGUUCUUUGAAAACCUUAACCCCAUGGGAAAUGCUUCUGAAAACGAGUUUACAGAUUAUUUGUUCAACAAGUCACUAGAAAUUGAACCCCGAAACUGCAAACAGCCACCUCAAUUUCCUAGGAAAUCAACUUUCUCUUUAAAAUCUCCUGGAAUAAGGCCUAAUACAGGCUGACAUGGCUCUACCUCAGGUACUUUACGAGGUCAUCCAACACCAUUAGAAAGAGAACCACGUAAAAUAAGCUUUAGUCGGAUUGCUGAAACAGAGCUUGCAUCAACAGUGUCAGCACCAACCUCUCCGAAUACACCGUCUACUCCACCAGUAUCUGCUUCUUCAGACCUUAGUGUGUUUUUAGAUGUGGAUCUCAACAGUUCCUGUGGAAGCAAUAGCAUCUUUGCUCCAGUCCUCUUGCCUCAUUCAAAGUCUUUCUUUAGUUCGUGUGGUGGUUUUCAUAAACGAAGUGAAGGGCCACUGAUUCCUCCUCCACUUCCUCCUCGAAAAAAAUUUGAUCAUGAUGCUUCAAAUUCCAAGGGGACUAUGAAAUCUGAUGAUGACCCCCCUGCUAUUCUGCCAAGACAGCCUCCUCCUCCAAAGGUAAAACCCAGAGUUCCUGCUCCUUCUGGUGCAUUUGACGGGCCUCUGCAUAGUCCACCACCGCCGCCGCCGAGAGAUGCUCUUCCUGAUACCCCUCCACCAGUUCCCCUUCGGCCUCCAGAACGCUUUAUAAACUGUCUGUUUACUCUUCAGCCACCUGCACUGGGACAUCUUCAUAGAGACCCAGACUGGUUCAGAGACGUUAGUACAUGUCCCAAUUCUCCAAACACUCCUCCUAGCACACCCUCUCCAAGGGUACCACAUCGAUGCUAUGUGCUCAGUUCUAGUCAAAAUAAUCUUGCUCAUCCUCAAGCGCCCCCCGGUCCACCGAGGCAGAAUUCAAGCCCUCACCUGCCAAAACUGCCACCAAAGACUUACAAACGGGAGCUUUCGCACCCCGCAUUGUGUAGACUGCCUUUGCUAGAAAAUGCAGAAACUCCUCAAUGACCCUAGCCAUAUGUAGUCAUUGCCACUGGAAUGGUAUUUGUAGGUUUUUUUUUAAAUUUAUUCAAAAAAGGCCUAGCAUUUUAGUACUUUAAAAAAAAUAAUGUUCUUACAAAAAUGCUACUGAUCAAAUAAGCUUUUAAAGAUUGGAAAAAUAAAAAUACAGAAGUCCUUUACCAUUAUCCUCAGGUGAUCAGUAGCAUUGCCUUGUCUUGGAUCCUCAGUGCUGCCCAAAGGCCAGUAUAAAGAAUUUAUAUUUGCACUGUAGACUCUGCUAAAAUAUGGUUUAAAGUGACAUUGAUGGCACUGAAAGCAGAUAGUGCAUUUGUGGAAUUUUUCAAAUUUGAGUGACAGAUGACUUUUUAAGGCAGUGAAUUUAUACACAUAUAGGGGGUGUGUGGUGAUACUGAUUUUUAAGCCUCUUGGACCAUCUUCUAGUUUUUACGUCUAGUUUUUACAUUUCGGAAGAUCGUGAAUAACACCCACUGCUCUUAAACUCUUUAAUGCCGUGUCUUAAAAGCCAGAAUUUGCUGCUGAAGACAAAAGUGAAAAAUAGAACGAAAAUAAUAGAAUGCACUGUGUUUAUUGUUUUGUCGAAAUGUAAACAGACUACCUAACCCAAUCAUAGAGGAGAAAAGGGCAUAUAUCUUAUACAGAUGUGCCUUUUUGCAGAUUAUGGUGUCUUUAGCUAACGAGUUGCCUAUUGUUUUGGAAAACAAAGUUAAUAUGCCAUACAUGUACAGUUUUGUUUAUAUUGUACAUUUAAAGAUAAUGCUAAUAACCUAUAUAAAUUUAUGUGACUCAAGGCCUGUAAUACGGUCCGCUACUUUACUAAUUCAUAAAGCUGGAGGAUAAGUUUCUUAUGGCAUAGGAACCAACUGCGUUGCCUUCAAAACCAAGUAACUUUCUCUAUAAAUCUUGCGUUAACUAAAAAUUUUUAAAGUAUUUUUUUAGGUUGGUAAUAUUUAAACCAGCAGACACUUAAAGCUUGAUUAAACUUUUUAAUCAGAGACGUGAUUAAAACUUUUAUUUGCCAUUUGUACUCCUUCAUUCUAAGUGAUGAAAAAGCGUGUUUUCCUCUCAGUGCCGUAGCAGCAGUUGUAAAGUAGCCAAAAGCCACAUUGUUUAUUUACUGGUCUGUGGCCUUUUACUGUGCUUUGUAUCAGAGUUCCUAACAAGAUUAAUAAAUCACCCCAGUCUUAAUUUUUAAAAGAAAAAAAAAAAAAAAAGCUCCUGCUUUCAGGGUGGGUUGGGAGGUCACAGCACUGGUCACCCCGUAGGCCAGCCCUCCUGUUUCCUCACCCCCUAGCCUCAUCCUGCCUGCAUUUUUCUUCACAAACGUGUGCUCUGGUCUUGACGCCGGCAAGAUGGUCCUAUUGAAGGUGGGCAAAGGGAUGGCAGGGUCUACCCAGGAGCCCUCCCAGGUGUCUGCUUGCUGGUGGGUGGAGUCACGUGGUCAUAUGACGUUGUAACUGAGCAAGGGCUCGUGUGCCCGCAGUGCAGAAAGCCAUACUCUGACGGUGGUUGUUCACAGCAAAGUAAGGGUUUAUUUGCAGGGCACCAAGCAAGGAGUACCGGCAGCUUAGGCCAGAAGACCCGAACCUCCCGAUGGCUUUUAGGCAACUGUUUUUAAAGAUGGUGUUAGGAGAGAGGGUCAUAGGUUGCCUGACCAGCUUGUUGACCUUCUGAUCAGCUGGUGGUGAGGUAACGGGGUGAUGCUUCAGGAGUCUCAACCAUCAACCUUUGGGUUCCAGCCGGUCUGGAAUCUAGUGCUUGUGGUCAGCGUAGGGUCACCAUCCUCCACUGGGAGGGGGUCUUAGUUUCUGCAGAACAACUCAAAGGUAUGCACCAGAUUGUCACCUAUAUCCCUUCAGGAGGAACUAGGAGUCCUGUGACUCUGUUGUCCUGAUCAUUAACUGCUUAAGUCUGCUCUUUGGAACCCGAGGAAGGCCUAGGAGACUAAAGCCUUUUUUCUACAAACAAGAAACAGGGGACACAGAUGGGCUUUUGCACCCGGGAAGGCCUCACAGGGUCCUGCUUGGUUUCAAUCCCCCCCUUUUCUUUGAUUUGCAUCAAUCCUGAGGAGGACAGGAGUGGGACAAGAAAGGGAUUGAAGUUUUGGGUAGAGAGGUUCAUCAUAAAUUGCGGGAGUGGGACUCGGUUUUAGGGGUCUUUAGGGGCAGUUUCUUUCUGCCUGGCAUCACAGUGGAAUGUUCUCAGGCUGGGCCAGCACGGCAGGCCCCCCUUUGCCCUUUUGGCCUCAUCAUCUUGAGGGAAGCCCCUCCUCUGAGCCUCUCUGUCCUCAUCUGUGAAAUGGGAGUAAUGACUUCUUCCCCACCUCCCUGAGGAUGAAAUACAUCACUUUGUAAACUCUCUGGGGCUAUACAUAUUUAAGGAAUUACUGAGCUGAAUUCCUUGCGACUAAUCUCUAGCUGUUUUCCCCCUCACUCUAAAAUGGAAUUGAUGAUCAUUGUUAGGGCACCACCUCACUGGGUUAUUCUGGCAAUAAAAUGAGAAAAUGUGUGUGAAGCACACACCCAGGGUCAGGCGCAGAGGGAGCAUCUCAAGCAGGGGGAGAUGCUGUUGUCGCCAUUAUUUGAUUUCAUUAUCUUAGUUUAUUUUGUUUCUGUUCUUGGCACUGGGUUCAGCCGGUCUUGCUUGGCCCUACGAGCUCCCAGAGAGGCGGCAUCCCCUCCAGUCUCAGUAUCUCGAGGACCACGUUAAAAUUCUUCCAGGCAUCAGCCUGGGCUAGUAGCUCUGUGUAGCCAACUUGCUUCUUUUUGUAAAUAAACCUUCAUUUGGGGAUAAUUUUAGGUGUAUGGAAAAGCGACAGAGAUAGUAGAGAGAGCACCCACAGAGCCCCGACUCAGCACCGCCCUCCCUCCCCCGACCAUGUUAGCAUCUUACCGAGAGGCAGAAACUGCACAAUACAAGUCACUAAAGUCCAGACUUUAUCCAGAUGUCACCAGUUCUUCCACAGAUGGCCCCUUUCUGUUCCAGCAUCCCAGCCAGGCUCCCACACUGAGUUGUCACAUGUCCCCAGUCUGUUCUGGUCCCCAGAAGUUGCUCAGUCUUCAUGCCUUGUCCAUGACUUGGUCUUGACACUGGCCAAUGAACACUGGUCCCCCAACCUGAGCCCAUCUGUCCUUUUCCUUGUGAUUAGAUCGGGGUUACAGGAUUUGUUACAAACCUACUUUGGAUUGUUUUUUUCUCCUGCUUUAGCCGAAGUGUUUUAGGGGAUGCUGUAAAAAAAAUAAAUUCAGUAAGCGAAGACAGAGGCUUCGAAGAUGAAAACCUUCUUGGAAUUAAAAAAGAUCCUAAUUAAAAUUAAUCUCAUUGGUGGUUCUUUUGACUCAGUGACAGUUUCAUUUUUUUAAAGUGAGGUAGCCGUUUCCACAGGGUUUAUCAAUGACAUCAGGGAGGGACGGUUCCUCCUAAUUUAAUGGUGAUUAGGAUGCUUUUGUGUUUUGGGGGGAGCUUCGUCUGCUUUUACUGCUUCUGGAUCUAGUUAUAAUUGAGUGUAAAUUAGCAAUUCACUU
This is a messenger RNA of Orcinus orca (killer whale), 8290 nucleotides long. RefSeq names its product son of sevenless homolog 2-like. Gene Ontology annotation, biological process: Ras protein signal transduction; positive regulation of GTPase activity. Gene Ontology annotation, molecular function: guanyl-nucleotide exchange factor activity; protein heterodimerization activity. The record is from RefSeq and is a predicted model, not a curated record. Gene Ontology annotation, cellular component: plasma membrane. NCBI's taxonomy places the organism in Eukaryota, Metazoa, Chordata, Mammalia, Artiodactyla, Delphinidae.